GAACAUACAAUUAUACGCCAGAGUUCGACUAGAGUCGCUGUUGAGUGACAAGUUGGUGUACGUGUCGUUAGUGACAGUGAGCUCAAAGCAUAUUGUCGUGCGGCUUACCAAGCAAGUACCUCAACAAUUUCUUCAAUGGAUCCAUUAGCAAGAGUAGCGCUAUUAAACAUCAAAAGAUCGGCAAGAGUGCUAUUAUAUCCUCAAUCUUGGCACAUUCAAUGUAGAAAACUUACAUCUCAACAAAUCUUCGAUCGUGAAGCAAAGUAUGGAGCUCAUAAUUACCAUCCACUUCCUGUAGCCUUGUGCAAAGCACAGGGUGUUUUUAUGUGGGAUGUCGAAGGUAAACGGUACUUUGACUUUCUAAGUGCUUAUUCGGCAGUUAAUCAAGGCCACUGCCAUCCAAGAAUCUACAAAGCGAUGCUCGAUCAAGCAAAGACUUUAACUUUGACAUCUAGAGCGUUUUAUUCUGAUGUUUUGGGUGAAUUCGAGGAAUAUAUUACGAAACUUUUCGGAUAUGACAAGUGGCUACCGAUGAAUACAGGUGUCGAAGGUGGUGAAACGGCAUGCAAAUUGGCACGCAAAUGGGGAUAUUCUUGUAAAGGUAUACCGCAGAAUCAGGCUAAAAUAAUAUUUGUGGAAGGCAAUUUUUGGGGAAGAACUAUGAGCGCUGUCUCCUCCAGUACCGAUCCGAGUAGUUACGGCGGAUUCGGGCCAUUCAUGCCGGGCUUUGAAAUUAUUCCUUACGAUGAUCUCUCGGCGCUCCAGCGAGCUCUUGAUGAUCCAAACGUUUGCGCCUUCAUGGUGGAGCCUAUCCAAGGUGAAUCUGGUGUAGUGGUUCCUAAGGAUGGAUAUCUGAAAGGAAUCAGAGAACUUUGUACAAGAUAUAAUGUCCUAUGGAUCGCUGAUGAGGUGCAGACUGGUUUGGCGAGGACAGGGAAGCGAAUUGCCGUUGAUUACGAAAACGUAAAGCCGGACAUCCUGAUCCUUGGUAAGGCUCUAUCCGGAGGAUUUUAUCCAGUUUCCGGUGUGUUGGCAAAUGAUCCCGUCAUGCUCGCUAUCAAACCCGGUGAACAUGGAUCCACCUAUGGUGGCAAUCCUCUGGGAUGUAGGAUCGCUCUCGAGGCGGUUCGUGUUCUGGAAGAAGAAAAACUUGCCGAGAACGCAGAAAGACUUGGACAUGUGCUCAGAAACGAAUUAAACAAGCUACCGAAAGACGUAGUCACUCUAGUGAGAGGAAAGGGUCUUUUGAAUGCCAUCGUCAUCAAUAAAAAGAUCAAUGCCAUGGAUAUUUGUAUAAAACUAAAGGAACAUGGACUUUUAGCGAAACCAACACAUGGACACAUUAUUCGUUUGGCACCACCGUUGAUUAUUACGGAGGAACAGAUACGUGAGUGCGCGGAUAUUAUUUCUAAAACUAUUCUUACUUAUAAUUAGCAUAUUAAUUAUAAU
This is a messenger RNA of Camponotus floridanus (Florida carpenter ant), 1449 nucleotides long. RefSeq names its product ornithine aminotransferase, mitochondrial. Gene Ontology annotation, molecular function: L-ornithine transaminase activity; identical protein binding; pyridoxal phosphate binding. The coding region runs from base 136 to 1434 and encodes 432 amino acids. Gene Ontology annotation, cellular component: cytoplasm. The transcript is spliced from 5 exons. The record is from RefSeq and is a predicted model, not a curated record. Lineage: Eukaryota; Metazoa; Arthropoda; Insecta; Hymenoptera; Formicidae.